CAACUCCCAGGAAUACCCUGCGAGAGCCCAGCUCUCACAACAGAGCAGGCUGGGCGAACUAAACACAGCAACAAGGGAGACCAGAACCCCGUCCUUGCCCUAGCAAAGCCUCUGCAGAUUAUGCUCUAAAUCUAGCAACUAUUUGCUCUCCAAGCAGGGAUUAAUCACCCCCUCUCUCAGCUCAGCUGUGUUUCUGUUUGCUGUGUUGCUUCCCCUGUUACUUUACUGAGCUGAGCACAAGCUGGGCUCUGAUGCUGAGUGUGCAGCCAUGAUGAGAUGCAGUGAGAGCAGAGAGCAAGCAGGCCUGGGGAAUGCUAAGAGAACUGAACCCUGUCGGAGAGUGGUCUGGAGUCUUCGUUACUUUCCAUUUCUCUGCUGAGAAACCCAGUCUGGCCAGAGGAAGGAGAAGGAAGGAAACACCUGGAGAGGUUUCUGCGCAGUACCUGAAGAAUCCAUGAACAAACAGAAGCAGCAUCAUACAAAAUACACUGAACUGCAGGGAACAGCCUCAGAAAGACAUGAUGAGGAUGGUAUCAGAGGGGUAGCCGUGUUAGUCUGGAUCUGUAAAAGCAGCAAAGAGUCCUGUGGCACCUUAUAGACUAACAGACAUAUUGGAGCAUGAGCUUUCGUGGGUGAAUACCCACUUUGUUGGAUGAUGAGGAUGGUUUCUAGGGCUGUGAUAAUGGGCCAGGCUGCAGGACCUGGUGAAAUCUGAAACCAAAGAAGAACCUAGGAGAUAAAUCCAGUUUUGGUGAAAGAAGACCCAGCACCCUUGCCGAUAUUAGACUAUGGAGACUAGGUGAUGUGGGGAGAGACUCCCAGAGCAGAAUCUUCCCAAUGCAGCCCCUGCUAGACAGAAACUUUAUGUGUCUGUACAGCUCCUAGCACAAUGGGGCCCUGAACAGGUUAAGGCCCCUAGGUGUUAUCACAGUAUCAGUGUUAAAUACUAAUACUAGAAAUACCUUUCCUGGGCCAUAAGCUGGAGGGGAAGGAAGAUGCUCAAAGCCCCACAGAGUCCUGACCCGGACGACAGGCCAUACAAGUGCACCGAGUGCGAGAAGUGCUUCCGGCAGAAGAAGAUCCUCAAAGCCCACCAGAGCAUCCACACCGGAGAGAAACCGCACACGUGCGCCGAGUGCGGAAAGAGCUUCCGGCAGAAGAACAACCUCCGGAAGCAUCAGUGGAUCCACACCGGCCAGACGCCCCACCAGUGCGCCGAGUGCGGGAAGUGCUUCAGCGAGAAGCAGCGCCUGCGGAAGCACCAGAAGACGCACACGGGGGAGACGCCGUAUGCCUGCGCCGAGUGCAGCAUGCGCUUCAGCCACAAGCAUAACCUGAAAACUCACCAGCGGGUGCACACCGGCGAGACACCCUACAAGUGCCCCGAGUGCAAGAAAGGCUUCAAGCAGCAGAACCACCUCAUCAGCCACCUGCGCACCCACCGGGAGGAGAAGCUCUACAGGUGUACCCAGUGCGACAGGUUCUUCAGGAAGAAGCCCAACCUGCUGAAGCACCAGGAGAGCCACGUGGGGGACAGGCCCUACCACUGCAAGGACUGCGGGAAGACCUUCAAGCAGAACAACCACCUGGUGAGUCACCAGAGGACCCAUGCUGCAGGCAGCCUCUACAUAUGCACCGAGUGUGGGAAGAGCUACAGCCAGUGGGCGCAUCUCACCACUCACGAGCGGGCCCACGCUGGGGAGGUCCAGCUGACCUGCAGCUUUGGGCAGGAGAAGAACCUCCGAGAGCACCAGCGAAUCCACACAGGCGAGAGGCCUCACAAGUGCACUCACUGCGGGAAAAGCUUCACCUGGAGCACCAGCCUGAUCAAGCACCAGCAGAUCCACAUGGGCAGCAAGCUGCACGCCUGCACCGCAUGCGAGAAGAGCGUCCGGUGGCGGCACAGCCUCCUGCAGCACCAGUCGGUGCACACUGGUGAAAAGCCGCACACCUGUGCCCAGUGCAGCCGCAGCUUUAUGGAGAAGCAGGCGCUGAAGAAGCACGAGAGCAUCCACACAGGGGAGAAGCCCUUCACCUGCAGCGAGUGCGGGAAGAGCUUCCGGCAGAAGGGCAAUCUGGUGUCACACGAGAGGAGCCACCUGGAGGAGAAGCCGAACCGAUGCCCCGAGUGCGGGAAGUGCUUCCGGGAGCAGCGCUUCCUGGUCAACCACCAGCGCACCCACACCCAGGAGCGGCCCUUCCAGUGCCCCCUCUGUGGGAGGAGCUUCACCGAGAGGAAGAACCUCAACAAGCACCAGCGGACGCACAGCGGGGAGACCCCCUACACCUGCGGGGAGUGCGGGAACAGCUACACCCAGAAGUACAGCCUGAAGGUACACCAGCGAACCCACAGCGAGGAGACCUCCCACACCUGCAGCGAGUGUGGGGAGAGCUUCAAGCAAAGGAACCACCUUGUGAGCCACCAGCGGAGCCACAAAGCCGGGAGCCUCUACAUAUGUGCCGAGUGUGGGGAGAGCUACAGCCACUGGGCGCAUAUCACCGCCCAUGACAGAAUCCACACCAGGCAGAGCCAGCCAGCAUGCACUGAAUAUCGGUAACAGAGGCAACGUAUCUCAGAGCAUGCCAAGGAUCCAGACGAGAGCCCACAUCCAUACACAAGUUAAGGGCCCCGGCUAGGUAUAGGGCAUUAGCCAGAGCCAUUCUGAACCAGAAUGCUUCCCAGGCAGGCGUCAGAACGUCUGGACCUCCUUGUGU
Chelonoidis abingdonii (Abingdon island giant tortoise) is the source of this 2715-nucleotide messenger RNA. The record is from RefSeq and is a predicted model, not a curated record. NCBI's taxonomy places the organism in Eukaryota, Metazoa, Chordata, Testudines, Testudinidae.